AUGGCACAAUUCCAUUUUCUCCAGGGCAACAUCAACCACUGUGCCAGAGCUCAGGAUCUCCUACUCCAGAGCAUGGCAGAGUGGUCGAUUCACGUGGCUGUGGUCGCCGAACCGUACUUCAUUCCCGCCCGUGACAACUGGUUGGGAUGCGCUGACGGUUUGGUGGCCAUUAUUGGCGAGACUCUGAUCGACCCGUCUCGGGGCCGCGGCUGGGUUGCUGCGGUCUCGGGCGGCAUCGUUAUUGUAGGGGCGUAUUUCUCCCCCAACAAGAGUCUCGCCGACUUUGAGGGUUUCCUUGUCGAGUUGGGCGCCGUCGUAGGCCGCUAUCACCCUCGUCCCGUUCUGGUGCUCGGGGAUCUCAACGCCAAGUCAUCGGCGUGGGGAUCUCCGGUCACUGACCCUCGGGGCGAGGUGUUAGAAGAGUGGACGGUGACGACUGGUCUGGUCGUCCUGAAUCGGGGUUCGGAAUACACGUGCGUGCGGCAGCGGGGUGGGUCGAUAGUGGACGUCUCGUUUGCUAGCCCCUCUGUCGCCAGCCGAGUCCGCGACUGGCGUGUCGCCGCAGAGGUGGAGACGCUGUCGGACCAUCGGUAUAUCCGGUUCGACGUCUCUGCCCAGACUGCGAGCGGCCGCCAUCCAACAACCCCGAUCAACGACGGCCCGCGUUGGGCGCUUAAGCGCAUCGACAGGGAACUACUCGAAGAAGCUGCCCUAGUCCAGUCCUGGAUUCGGGAGUCGACGACGGACGGCCCCGUCGACGUCGAAGCGGUAGCGCUAUGGUUUCGCGGGGCGAUGACGCAGAUCUGCGACGCGUCCAUGCCCCGUGUCCACCAACGGUCCGCAAGGCGCCAGGUGUACUGGUGGACCGCCGAGAUCGCGCAAUUGCGCAUAGCGUGCGUUGCGGCUCGUCGCCGGUACACCCGAUACCGGAGGCGGCGUCGACGGGAUCCCGCCGAGGAGGACGCGCUGUAUGAGGUGUACCGCGCGUCUAAGGAGACUCUGUGGCUGGCCAUCGGCGACUCAAAGUCGCGUGCCAGGGAAGUGCUGCUGGGAUCCCUAGAUCGGGAUCCGUGGGGGCGCCCCUACCGUUGGGUACGGGGCAAGUUGCGUCCCUGGGCGCCUCCACUAACACAAACGAUGCAACCCCAGUUGCUAGAGGCGGUGGUAUCGGCUCUCUUCCCUGAGCGAGUGGGACACGUUCCCCCGGCGAUGGCUUCGCCCUCAGCCACAGACUCUCCAGAAGAGGAGAGCACCGACGUCCCCGAGGUGACGCAAACAGAGACGAGAGCGGCCGUGUCGCGACUCCGGGCUAAGAACACAGCGCCCGGACCCGACGGAGUUCCUGGUCGAGCUCUCGUCCUGGCUCUGAAAGAGCUAGAGCCCCAGCUGAGAGGGCUCUUCACGGCAUGUCUCGAGCAGGGUCAGUUUCCCAGUGUGUGGAAGGAGGGGAGGCUGGUCCUGCUCAGGAAGGAGGGGCGCCCCGCGGACUCACCGUCCGCGUACCGGCCCAUAGUGCUGCUCGACGAGGCGGGCAAACUUCUUGAGCGCAUCGUCGCAGAUCGCCUCGUCAGCCACUUGUGCAGAGAGGGGCCGGACCUGGACGAGAACCAGUUUGGUUUUCGUCGCGGGCGCUCCACCAUAGACGCUAUUACGCGCGUGAGGGCCCUGGCGGAGGAGACAGUAUCCCGGGGUGGGGUGGUGCUGGCGGUGUCCUUAGACAUCUCCAACGCCUUCAACACCCUACCCUGGAGUUGUAUUCGGGAGGCGCUGAAUUACCAUCGCGUGCCUCCCUACCUCCGCCGCACAAUAGGGGCUUACCUUGAGGAGAGAUGCGUUACCUAUUGGGGACGUGACGGCGCUGGUCGGCGCGUCAUGUCGUGCGGUGUUCCGCAGGGAUCGGUCUUGGGACCGCUCCUGUGGAACAUCGGCUACGACUGGGUGCUGAGAGGUGAACUCCCGUCGGGCGCCGACUUGACGUGUUAUGCGGACGACACGCUCGUCACUGCCCGGGGGAGUUCACACAGGGAAGCAGCGUUGGUUGCCACGGCUGCGGUGUCACAAGUGGUGAACCGCAUCCGGCGCCUGGGCCUGGAGGUGGCCCUAAAUAAGUCGGAGGCCUUGGUGUUCCAUGGCCCUCGACGCGCGCCGCCGCCGGGGUUCACACAUCGUGGUCUGCGGGGCCCGGAUAGCUGUCGAGUCCACCAUGAAGUAUCUGGGAUUGGUGCUCGACAGCCGAUGGGAAUUCGGACCCCACUUCCGGCGGCUGGCGCCCAAGCUGAUGGGUGCAGCGGGCGCGCUAUCAACGUUGCUUCCCAACUUGGGGGGCCCGAGCGCCGCCUGUAG
Parnassius mnemosyne (clouded apollo) is the source of this 2343-nucleotide messenger RNA. The record is from the annotation of a GenBank genome assembly. Lineage: Eukaryota; Metazoa; Arthropoda; Insecta; Lepidoptera; Papilionidae.